AUGGAUGUUAUCCUGAUCGGGUCCCCACGGUCGAUGGGUUCGCAUAGGUCCACCAAUGGCAGACGCGGCGAGUACGUGAGGAUCCCAGAGGAGGUGGAGGUGGCAUCCAAGGGGGAGGGGGAUGCCAUGGUGCCUGUUAAGGCGGUCACGAUGGCGGAGUGCCCGAUGGUGCUGUGGUGCUACGUGAUCCGGUGGUGGGCCAAGGUCGCCGUGCUCGGGAUCAUCCUUGCUGGGGCCGUAGCUGCUGCGGUCUUCUUCCCCGGCCCACUCCUUAUCAAGAAGGCAUGGUGCUCUGGACCUCCAGUAGUGUAUGUGCUUUCACCAAAAGGUGGAUAG
This is a messenger RNA of Miscanthus lutarioriparius, 336 nucleotides long. Lineage: Eukaryota; Viridiplantae; Streptophyta; Magnoliopsida; Poales; Poaceae. The record is from the annotation of a GenBank genome assembly.